UUUCGAUCGGGCCGGUUGCGUACUGUUCGUAGGUAGAUUCGCGAGCACCAGUCAAGCGUCGUUCAGUCCAUUCCGAACUGUCGAUCUGGACGGUCUUUUUCCUAGUUUUUCUUACCCGACCACGCGUAACCAUUCUCUUCUGUGCGUGCUUAUUUCGUUGCCUCAAUCGAGAUCGUGUACGUUUACCGAUUACCAUUAAACGCUUUCCUUCAAGACUUUAACGAAAAAACAUAAAGUGAAAGAGAGGAAGAGAGAGAAAGAAGGCGAGAUAGAAAGAGAGAGAAAGCAAGAAAGGAAGAAUACUGUAAUUUGAAUCAUCAUGGAUCCGUCGACGAAAAUGAUUCUGCGAAGGAUCAUCAUAGAUCUGGUCUGCCUGUUGAUCGUGAGCAUGGCAGUACUGUCGUUCUUCUUGUUCGGUAAACCGUACAAACGUGGAUUCUUCUGCAAUGACGAGUCGUUAUAUUACCCGUUCCACACGUCAACGGUAACCAGUGAGAUGCUCUACGUUAUUGGCCUUUUGCUUCCUAUAUGUACGAAGAUAUGGCUCUCUUCGGUUGAAAUAGGAAACGUGCGUGAAUCGUCAGAAAAUGAAAUUGGUGGCAUAUUAGAACUUGCUAAAUCAAUCGGAGGCGAAGGUUUUGUGGAUAUGGCUAUCGAGGACGUUCGAGAUUUAUUAGUGGAAGAAGAACUCGACGAAGCGGAUUUGAUGGAAAUGGCAUCUGAAGCUGUAAAUCAAAUCGAUUCCGAGGACACUAGCACCGAUGAAGAUUGCGCAAUCACCGUAUUCGGUUUUGGGGCAGCUGUCACUGUUCUCAUAACCGAUAUCGCCAAGUACACGAUCGGCCGGCUGAGACCCCAUUUCAUGACUCUCUGUGUGCCAAACGUCAAUUGUAGCCUGAUCGAGAACCAUCACAGGUACAUCAUGGACUACUCGUGCACCGAGAACAUCUCGGCCAGGCUUCUGAAGGAGCUCAGAUUAUCCUUUCCCUCGGGACAUUCGUCGUUCUCGGCCUACACGAUGAUCUACCUUACGUUGUACUUGCAAUUAAGGAUGACAUGGCAGGAUAACAAGCUGCUGAAACACCUCCUGCAACUAGCGUGCCUGAUUAUGGCCUGGUUCACCGCAUUGUCACGAGUCUCUGAUUACAAGCACCAUUGGAGCGAUGUUCUAGCCGGAGCGACCCUUGGUACCAUCAUAGCGCUGGUCGUGGCGAACUGCAUGGCGAACAUGUUCAAGGAUCGGACUCACUACCCGAUGGAGGAGAAGCACCGUACGGCCGAUUACGAAACUGGAGGCGGCACACAGAACGAGUUAACGUCCCUUCAAACAAGGACGAUAUCUUACAAUGGAAUUGAAAGAAAUGAAGACGACAUUUAAGGACAAUUACAUACUUCGAUGAAUAGA
Molecule: messenger RNA, 1405 nt
Organism: Eufriesea mexicana
Lineage: Eukaryota; Metazoa; Arthropoda; Insecta; Hymenoptera; Apidae
Gene: wun
Product: wunen
Exons: 8
Coding region: 320-1378 (352 amino acids)
Biological process (GO): signal transduction; phospholipid metabolic process; phospholipid dephosphorylation
Cellular component (GO): plasma membrane
Molecular function (GO): phosphatidate phosphatase activity
Source: RefSeq, a predicted model, not a curated record